Messenger RNA from Amoebophrya sp. A25, 1261 nucleotides. NCBI's taxonomy places the organism in Eukaryota, Dinophyceae, Syndiniales, Amoebophryaceae. The record is from the annotation of a GenBank genome assembly.
CAUCUCUCCACUUCAAAGCUCCUUUCCGGUAUUCUUCGACGAUCUUCAUUUAUGAAAAAGUCAUCAACAGGCCGCUGCUACGAGCAAAGAAAAGGCGUAUCUAGCGACUAGCGACUCUAAAUUAUAUUUAUCUCUGUCUAGCAGGACCCAUCAACUACACAAUGGCUCUCCUAGCAAACGCACAGCUCCCUACUCCCUCGCUCCCAUCCGACACGAGCAAAUGGAUGCGCGUCGCAUGCGAGCAAGCGGGGUUGGCCAAAUUAGCAGGUGAAGUUCCCGUUGGGUGCGUAUUUGUUUCCGACAAGGAUGGCGAUGUUGCUAGUGAAGAUGGCGAUAGAAGUACGAUGAAUAGAGUCCUUGCCAAGGCCUCAAAUCGAACGAAUUGCGAACAUAAUGGUACGAGGCAUUGUGAGAUGAUUUGCAUCGACGAAAUAUGGGAUGGGAUUCAUGGAGCGAAGAGGAUACAGAGUACGUCUUCAUCUUCUUCUGGCAGCACGAUGAACGCGUACGCGAAGAAAAAACAUCAAAUAGAAGGUCGUAAUGGAGAAGAAGAACCUGAACGAGAUGAAGCGGUCUGUCAACUAGCACCAGCCGACGCCUUCAAACAGAGGAUGCAAUCCUGUACACUCUACGUGACAGUUGAACCGUGUAUCAUGUGCGCAGCGGCUCUGCAAUUGUGUGGGCUGAAAAGGGUGGUUUUCGGGUGUCGGAAUCCCAGGUUUGGUGGCUGUGGUGGUGUUUGUCACGUUCACGAGAUCCAGGCUGGUCCUCGUGACGAGGCAAGUACAUCGUUGAAGCGACCACGAUCUUCUUCUCAAGGGGAAGAACAGAAUCAAGAAGCGGAAGAAUCCUCCUCCUCGACGGCCCUAUCCGCCCUCACGACGACUUCAACCACGACGACCACAGGUGGAACCUCCACUUCUUCGACCUGCACAGCGGAACCCUUUACCCUUCGUGGCUUUGAAGCAUUGCAGGCAACGGAGUUUGAGGAGGAAGCAAUCACUUUGCUCCGCAGUUUCUAUGAACGUGGGAACCCUAAUGCGCCAGAUGCUAAGAGGCAGAGAAAGAUCGAUCCGGGUGAUCCACGAUUAACAGAAAGCGUCAAUAAGACCAAUAGCGACGAUAAGACAAAUGCUCAGCAGGACGUGUGAUCAUACUUAAACAUCUUCAUUAUUUCCCACAACCACCUCAUUUAUAGUAUUCCCUUUCUACCGGUUCCAAUAUGAAUCUCUGCUUGAUGAGAGUCAUCACCUGCUGGAAG